UCUUAUACAGAGCCGAAGCAGUCCAGCAACAAGUGAGUGAGCUGGAGCAGUUAGGGUCGUGUCGCGGAGGAAUUCGUGUGUUGUUUUUGCCGUGGAAAAAACGGAAAACUUACUAGUUUGCCCGUCCGGAAAAGUCGGUAGUGGCCGGAAAUUGCAUCGCGUUCGACGGCUAAAGUUUGAUUGUUGAAUUCUGUGCGAUCCGUUUCCGAUUCGGGAGGGUCGAGCUCGAGUGGUAAAUUGGACGGUCGUCGUCUGAUGGUCGUUCCCGUUCGUCGGUGGUGGUAGUGAGAGUGAGUAAGUGUGGAAGAAGGAAGUGUUGUGUGCGGGUGGGUCGUAUACAAGGGGUGAGCAGGAGCGGAAACUUCAAUGACGACGAGAGUCGACGGCUGACACGAAGAAGACUACAUCAGCAGCGGCAGCAUCUGGUCACCAACAAAUCUACAGCAAGCAACAGCCAGCGAGCAAGCAGUGCCUUCUGAUGAAGUAAUGUACGAAACUCGGUGAUCAUUUCGAUGCGAUAUGAUAAUUGUGUUAGUGGAGUUUUUUUCUCGAUCUCGCUGGUGAUUGUUAAUUGGGGCUGCUGAGAGCUGCUGGAAGAAAAGAUAUCUGCUAUCGAUCGAAGAAAAGAAAUAAAGUGUAAAAGUUUGCAGAUAAUUCCUAAAAACAAGGGCCCCCAAAGUGUUUACAUUCUGUUCGGAAUCGGCGCAUAGCUGAGUAAUUGGAAACGUUUGUGUGUCGUGAAAAAAUCGAUCUAAAAUGAAUGAAAUUGAUGCCCUGCGAGCCGAGGCGGAGCAGCUCAAAAAUGCAAUUCGCGAUGCCCGGAAGGCUGCUUGUGACACAUCGAUUCUUCAGGCCACCAGUCAGCUGGAAGCCGUUGGGCGGAUCCAGCUUCGAACACGGCGUACGUUGCGGGGCCAUUUGGCCAAGAUCUACGCCAUGCACUGGGGAAGUGACUCGCGGUACCUGGUGUCUGCGUCACAAGACGGCAAGCUGAUAGUAUGGGAUUCACACACCACCAACAAGGUUCACGCGAUUCCACUGCGAUCUUCCUGGGUUAUGACGUGUGCGUACGCUCCGUCUGGGAAUUACGUUGCGUGUGGUGGUCUGGAUAACAUUUGCUCCAUAUAUAAUCUCAAAACUCGCGAAGGUAAUGUGCGGAUCGCUCGAGAGCUGGGAGGUCACACCGGGUACCUAUCGUGCUGCCGAUUCUUGGACGAUAAUCAAAUCGUCACCAGCUCCGGUGAUAUGUCCUGUGCUCUGUGGGACAUCGAAACCGGUCAGCAGUCUACGUCCUUCCAAGGUCAUACCGGUGACGUGAUGGCCCUUUCGUUAGCGUCCCAGAGUAAACUGUUUGUAUCGGGGGCGUGCGACGCUACUGCCAAACUGUGGGACAUCCGCGAAGGCCAGUGUAAGCAGACAUUCCCAGGUCACGAGAGCGACAUCAAUGCGGUUGCGUUCUUCCCGAGUGGACAGGCUUUCGCUACCGGUUCCGACGAUGCAACCUGUCGACUGUUUGACAUUCGUGCCGAUCAGGAACUGGCAAUGUACUCGCAUGAUAACAUCAUCUGCGGUAUCACGUCGGUGGCGUUCUCCAAAUCGGGCCGGCUUCUGUUGGCUGGGUACGAUGACUUCAACUGCAACGUGUGGGAUACGAUGAAGGCGGAACGGGCAGGAAUCUUAGCCGGACACGAUAACCGAGUGUCGUGCUUAGGAGUGACAGAUAAUGGAAUGGCGGUAGCAACUGGUUCAUGGGACUCGUUCCUGCGUGUGUGGAAUUAGGACUUGCAUCGGCAUCUGGAAGGAUGAGCGCACAGCACCAAAAUUCAUCACUAACCAAUAGCAUCCGAUAGCGAAAUCAACCACAGAACCAACGAAUGAAAUGAGGGAGCAGAAGCACAUUCACGCGAUAGCCAUGUUGUACUAUUUUUUUCACAUUCAAACCCACAGUCGUCCAACCAUCAAGUACGGCUCACGCCAGACUGUCGGACAACCGGAACGUCGCUAGUUAGUUAGUCAGUUAAACCGCGCCGCGCGCAACUACCUAUUUCCAGCGUCAUCAAUGGCGUGCAGUAGAUCAAUGGGGCAGCUUUUUUUCUCUCGUACGUGGAAAAAAGCAACGGCUGCUCGGUGGUGUGUUCUGGAAAAGCAGCUUGAACGCACAAUGUUCGCGUAAGCCAAAAGUUUGUUAACAGUGUAGACAGUAAGUGCCUUCAGAUUGUUAUAAGCACACCCCAUUUUUUAUUCAUCUUUUUUAAAGCCUUUAUAUACAGCAACACUAAACGGAACCCCCCUAAACACAGUACACGCAUACGAGGUUAAUUUGGUUAUGAUGAAAAGCGUAGAAAACAAAAUAGUAAUAUGUCUGAAACGUUGAGGCAAGAUUGAAGCAAGUGAAUUCAAUCCGUACAGCAACGCGGACAGUUAUAGGUCUAUUAUUUAAGAAAGUAUCAUUUCACUACUUGUUAUAAUCUGUCAUGCUUGUGAAACAGAAACACCUUGAUUGGAUAGAAAGGAGGAACUUUCAAAUUGUAUGUUUUCUUCGCCCACCCAAGUUUAGGUUUUAUUUUAUUUAGAGAGAAACAAAUGUCCUAUACGUUAAUCGACCGGCGUCGGUUCAAAUAGACCGUUAGAUGGGCACUCGUUUAUGAAGGUCAAAGCAACUGUAACUGAGCAGAAAGAUUGAAAUGGAACGCACAAUUUCCAGAAGGCAUAAGCUUUGUUUAAUUUAUUACUUAUUUUUUCUAACGAAGAAAACUACUAAAAAGCAAAAAUUUUAGCAUUAGAAGAUAAAUUGGGAAAUUUAUGAAACUUCUACUGUGAGUGACCGAAUCAUAAUAAAAAAACAAAUUCGCAAUUUUUAAACCAUUUAGAAAAAAAAAUCAUAAAUCUAAAAGUCGGAAAACUGGGAAGCGAGAGUGUGACGAAAACUAGAUGAAGAAGCUUUUAAUUAUUUGAUAAAUAUAUUUCUAGGUCGGAAAAAGAA
Messenger RNA from Armigeres subalbatus, 2983 nucleotides. RefSeq names its product guanine nucleotide-binding protein subunit beta-1-like. NCBI's taxonomy places the organism in Eukaryota, Metazoa, Arthropoda, Insecta, Diptera, Culicidae. Gene Ontology annotation, biological process: G protein-coupled receptor signaling pathway. Gene Ontology annotation, cellular component: heterotrimeric G-protein complex; cytoplasm. The record is from RefSeq and is a predicted model, not a curated record. The transcript has 3 exons. Gene Ontology annotation, molecular function: protein binding; signaling receptor complex adaptor activity. Bases 757 to 1779 code for a protein of 340 amino acids.